Messenger RNA from Anastrepha obliqua, 3706 nucleotides. RefSeq lists its product as uncharacterized. NCBI's taxonomy places the organism in Eukaryota, Metazoa, Arthropoda, Insecta, Diptera, Tephritidae. The transcript is spliced from 4 exons. The record is from RefSeq and is a predicted model, not a curated record. The coding region runs from base 726 to 3479 and encodes 917 amino acids.
CGACGCUAAUUUAUGGAAUUGAAAAUGAAAUCAUUUUCGGAGUAAAAACCGCACAAACAAAGUCAGCGCUUGAGAGCAGAAGAAAUGCGAGCGAGAGCAUGGAGUAGGGCAGAAAACAAAAGCUAAUGUUUUAUUAACUGUUUUAAUAACAAAUGUCGUUGUGGUAAGAGUAAAAACAAUAGACACUAAAUAGUUGUUGUUGUUUUCAAACAGAAGUUAACAACCAACAAACCAAGCAAGCAGCCAACCAACCAACCAACUCCGAAGCUUUUGUCAUUCAAUUUCAUAAACGCGUCCGAUGCAGACACGACCAACCGCAGGUAGUAGCGCAAACGUGAAAUAAAAAAUAUGAAAAAAAUAAUAAAUAAAUAAAAACAAAUAAAAAAUAAAAAACAAAAAACAAAAGAAAUAAGCACUUGAAGCAUGAACAAAUUAUAAUUGAUUUUUUAGAUACCUCGGCGCGGCACAAAAAACGUGAAUAGUGAUAAGAAACGUAAACUUCAGUAUCAGUUUAUUGCUGAUAUUUUCAAUAAAUGUGGUAUAGAAAUAAAAUCAAAUUGGAAAACACAAAUUUACUACGUUCGACAACGCAAAAUAUAUCGAAAAAAAUACUUAAACGAGUGUCAAAAAUGUUCUAAACGAAAAUUCAAAAAGCAAUUUGGAUAUUUUUUAGUAGCAGAAAUAUAAAAUAAAAAUAAAAAUUUGUUAAUUUUUUGCGAAAAAUUAUGGCUAAAUUGAACAGUGUAGCGGCAGUUGGCGCUGGCGGCACAGGUGACGGCCUCUUUGCCAUGCUGGCAUCGGUUGGUGUACUGCUUUGCAUGAUUUCCACGUUGAUAGGCAUCAAGAUUUGGUGGUUUAAGCAUCGGCUAACAUUCGAUCACAACACGACGAACAAUGGUGCGGCAGGCCGUGCCACGCCUACAGUACCAUUGCGAACGCGUAGCAGUCGGGACAAACGCAUGUCACAACAGAUCCGUGAACCCGUUGAGAUACAUGGCGUUUUCCGGCGGCGACAAGAAAAUGACUUGGAUAUUGUGCCAACAAAGCAAUUGCCGCCCGUUCGCAUUCGGAAGCUCUCUCAAAGCACACCCUCUCUUUUCCCGCUGCCACCUCCACGGCGACAAGAAAACGUACGCAGCGCCCUCUUCGAAAAAUUUCAACCGCCAACACGUGAACCACCACGCCCUCCACCCGAAUCAUCACCACCACUCACACCAGCCAUUAGUCUAGUCGAGGAAAUGCCUACAUUCGAUGAGCUCGAGCAAAAAUAUCGACAAAUGGAGUUGAACGAAGAAAAAGCAACCGAAUUAAAGGCGGAUUCACAUGAGAACAUACUACGUGUAAAAGAAUCACCACCACAACCACCACAGCGUUUAAAUCGAAAUUCUUAUAACGAAAGCAAAUUGGUGGGCAUGCACAAGUUCGUUAAAUCUAGACCACCGGCUACAGAAACAGAGAGCUUCCAACAAAAAAUUAAUGAACGUCGAGCGACGGGCUAUCUGCGACCUAACGAAGGAGAUAUAAAUGCUACAUUAGCAGGUUCAGAAUCGUCACUGCACGAAGUAAAUGUAAAGCGCCCGACAAGCAUGGAAGAGUUCGGUGAACGUCGUCCGACCGGUUAUAUCAAGUACGAGGAAAUCGAUGUGCAUGGUUUGGAAGAUUUUCGCAAAAAAUGGGAAGGGUUGCAAACAAGUUUGGGUGCACAAAGACCAAUAACAUAUGAAAACAGUGAGCGUAUGGAAUAUGAAAAGUCUCACGGCCACAUUUAUGACCAUAUAAAUCGAGCGAGUGAUCGCGAUUCAUAUAAAGUUGCACCUAUAACUGAGCUAACACCCUUAGCAGAUGAGAGUUGCAAACCGGGCAGGGAGGAGCGUCUAAAUUGGGGGAAAGAUGAAAGUGUGGGGGACAAACGCGGCACACCAGAAUCGCUAGGAAGCAUCGACUUUACCAGCGACGAAGAGUAUGCAGACGAGCUGGAUGGUGUUAAACGAAAAAAGAUAUUCAAAUCCACGUCAGUGACUAACUACAGUUUCAAUAGCUAUCAAGCAGUGGAAAAUGUGCGACCGCAGCCGCUAGAAGAACCGUCGGUUCAAACAGGCACAUUAAAGUUUGAAAACACUCAGCUAGACGAGGAAGGAGUGACAAACGAUGCCGCUAAAGAAAAUCCAAUUUUGCGACGACAGACAGGUCAUUUGCGCGCAGUACAGCCCGAGCAACUAUGGGAUGAGCUGGAGGCUAAUAUAAAACAGGACGAACAUGAAAGACAUCUGUGGCUUGAGAUUGAAAAGGAUCUCGAUUUGAAUCGAGAUCUCGUUAGCAACAUUGAGGAGGAAUUCGACAAGAUACGACACUCAUACGAAGAAAAUGAGGCAGCCUUCCUGGAGAAUAGCGGCGGUUUACGACGUGUGCCCAAGAAGGUGUUGAUAACGACACCCGAACCAGAUGGUUUUGGCAAAAGCAUCGAUGAAGAUUGGGAGAGCUUUGAGAAUUUGGCCGAAGAAAAACCUAAAAUAUUAGCGGCAGCUAGCAAAAACGUUGUACAAUUCAAUUUAUCCGACUUAGAGGAUGCGUACGAUAAGGAAUCGACACUGCGCAUAGAGCGUCGACCAACUAGUUUCGUACACAAUAGAGUUCAGUUUAAACGCGAGCUAUCCAAUAUCGAAGAUGCAGAUGAACCCACAUCGCCGCUCAACAAUGCAAGUUGCAUUGAAUUAGUGGAAAAGGAUCAGGAGUGCUACGCUACGCCGACCUACGAGAAAGAGCAUCGCCCAACAGGCUAUGCGCACCUAGAAAUAACCGACUUAGAUGACGAUUACGUGCGUGAGCAUAACAAAAAUAGUAUUUUCGAGCCUGUCGAGGAGCCGCUAACUGUGAAAAUUCAGCCACGUGCGCGUCCUAGACCGCGGCAAAAAGUCACAUUCGAUUUCAGCAAUACAGAAUACUUCCAAGCGUCCAACGGAGAGGAGGACACCGAGGAUGAUGAGGAGUCAGAUGAGCGGGAAGCAGCAGCAGAUUUUUUAAAAACUACAUGGCCGGAUAACGAUUUAGCUGAAGAAGAUGUUGCGUCUCAGACUAUACCUAAGCCAAUGCAACGUGUAACUAAAAUCCAUUAUGCAGCUGAGUUGUAUAACGACGAAAGCAGCGCUACAGAAGAGCAAAUACGCUUAGCACCCUCACCUACUCUCUCGCCUGCGCCAGUGACGCUACUCUUCGGCACACAAACUUCGUCCGACACAGCAGAGGUGGAUAUGAAUAAUAGUUGGGCGACGACACCACCAAAAUCAAUGUCGCCAACACUUCUGAAUAAGGAUGAACAUCCAAAACCGGCUUACCGCAAUACAGUCACAAAAACAUCGAUGGUGAAAAGUUUAACUGUAGUGGAGGAUCAGCAGUAUACGAGUAUGAGUAGUUUUAAGCCGCUCGCUACUGCACGUAAACAAUACUUUGAAGAGAGUAAUUACAAUUCAACAGAAGCAUGAGGGAAAGCUAAUAAAAUGAAAGAGUGAUACGAGCUAAUAAGAGAACAAAAGAGAGCUUUGAAAAAGGAUGAAAAGUCUAAUCCAAAUGGAGGCUAGAAGUAAAGUUGCAAAAGUAUUAAAUGUAGCUCAACCAAAGUUAGUCUUCUUUUAAGUAUGAUGUGCCAGAAAUAUACACCUAAAGACAUUCAAACAUAACAAAUAAAAUAAAGAUUAAAUAUAGAAUAAAA